Cucumis sativus (cucumber) is the source of this 967-nucleotide messenger RNA. RefSeq names its product chitinase 2. Gene Ontology annotation, biological process: carbohydrate metabolic process. The record is from RefSeq and is a predicted model, not a curated record. The transcript has a single exon. Gene Ontology annotation, molecular function: hydrolase activity, hydrolyzing O-glycosyl compounds. NCBI's taxonomy places the organism in Eukaryota, Viridiplantae, Streptophyta, Magnoliopsida, Cucurbitales, Cucurbitaceae. The coding region runs from base 1 to 915 and encodes 304 amino acids.
AUGGGUUCAAGUAUAUUCUUCCUAUUUUCAUUUCUAGGAUUCCUAUUUGCCAUACUUUCAUUAGUAAAGGCAGAGCCCUUAAAGAACACAAGACUAUUCAGAGAAUACAUAGGAGCUGAAGACAAAAAUGUUAGAUUUUCAGACGUGCCUAUUCAUUCUGAUGUUGAAUUCCACUUCAUUCUCUCCUUCGCUAUCGAUUACACAGGUUCAUCUUCUCCAACAAAUGGCAAGUUCAAUGUCUUUUGGGAUGAAGAAAACCUCACACCUUCUUCUAUUUCUUCCAUCAAGGCCAAGCAUUCAAAUGUCAAGUUCGCCCUCAGCCUCGGAGGUGAUACGGUAAGUGAUGGAACAUUUGCGUUCUUCAAACCCAAAUCCAUUACAUCUUGGGUUAACAAUGCUUUUACGUCCAUAUCUCAUAUAGUGAAGGAGUAUGAUCUAGAUGGGGUAGACAUCGAUUAUGAACACUUCAAAGCAUCCCCUAAUACAUUUACCGAGUGUAUAGGGCAACUCCUACAACGACUCAAACGUCAAAAUAUCAUUUCGUUUGCAUCCAUUGCACCAUUUGAUGACGACACUGUGCAGUCACAUUACAUGGCUUUGUGGAGAAAGUAUGGAGAUCUAAUAGACUAUGUCAACUUCCAGUUCUAUUCCUAUGGAGAAGGGACAACAGUUUCUCAGUUUUUGAAUCAUUUCGAUGCCCAAAGCUCUAAUUACGAAGGUGGUAAAGUUCUAGCAAGCUUUGCAACAGAUGGAAGUGGAGGUUUGACACCAGAAAAAGGGUUCUUCAAGGCAUGCACCACCCUUCAAAGUAGGGGCAAACUUCAUGGCAUAUUUGUUUGGUCAGCAGACGAUUCGAAGAAGAACAAUUUUCGUAAUGAGAUACAAGCACAAAACCUUUUAGCCAAUGUGGAAUGAUCCAUCUCUUGAUCAAAUUGAUUAACUUUUAUUGUUUACUCAAAAGAAAAAA